Molecule: messenger RNA, 691 nt
Organism: Platichthys flesus (European flounder)
Lineage: Eukaryota; Metazoa; Chordata; Actinopteri; Pleuronectiformes; Pleuronectidae
Product: ice-structuring protein 4-like
Exons: 2
Coding region: 159-605 (148 amino acids)
Source: RefSeq, a predicted model, not a curated record
GGAUGGUCACCACACCUUCCUUUUGUUGUGAACCAGUCGGAGCCGACAACCUGCUGCGUCACAAACUCGAAGUGAAUAAAUAAGAGCUGCUCCCUAAAAGUUUUCAUCAGGACUCACCCACUUUUCACUGUCGAACACUCAGAAUCACUGACAUCAACAUGGAGAGAGCCAUCGCCGCCACCGAAGCCACCCAUGACGCCGCCGCAGCCACUGCCGCCGCCGCCACCACCGCCGCUGAAGCCAACGCCCUCGCCGUAGCUGCCGCCGCCGCCGCCACCGCCGCUGAAGACACCGCCUUCGCCGCCGCUGACGCCGCCGCUGUCUCCGCCGAAGCCAACGCCGCCGCAGAAGCCACCGCCGCCGCCGCCACCACCGCUGCUGAAGCCAACACCGCCGCCGAAGCUGCCGCUGCCGCCGCCACCGCCACCGCCGGCAAAGCCAUCGAAUUCGCCGCCGCCGCCACCGACACGCUAAAUGAAAUCGAGAUCGAGAGGGGAUGGAAAGAAAUACGACGACAACAAAACGAACACCAUCCCUACGAUGGCACCUUCGACCUCGAUGGCAACUUCUACCGUGAUAGCGAUAGCGACGACGACGAUGAGUAAGGAUCGUGGUCGUCUUGAUGUGGGAUCAUGUGAACAUCUGAGCAGCAAGAUGUUACCAAUCUGUUGAAUAAACCUGAGAAGCUGUU